AUGGCUGCAGUGGGGGACACUAACAGAGGUGAGGGGCGCUUCUACACCAACGCAGAGGACUACUGGAGAGAUGUGCCCCCCACAGUGGAUGGCAUGCUGGGAGGAUGCAGCAUCUCCAGCAUCGACAUCAACGGCUCCAAAGCUUUCCUGAAGAAGUUCCUGGGUGAAGGUGAGGGGAAGACCGGGGCGACCUGUGCUCUGGACUGUGGCGCCGGCAUCGGGAGGAUCACCAAGCGUUUGCUGCUGCCUCUGUUCAAAACCGUGGACCUGGUGGACGUGACGAAGGAGUUCCUGGACAAAGCUAAGACAUACCUGGGAGAGGAUGGAAAGCGGGUGGGGAACUACCUCUGCUGUGGGCUGCAGGACUUUGUACCAGAGAGUGGACGCUAUGAUGUCAUCUGGAUUCAGUGGGUCAUUGGUCACCUGACGGACGAUCACCUGGUGGAGUUCCUGCGGCGCUGUCAGAAGGCGCUCCGACCGAACGGUCUCGUUGUGAUAAAGGACAAUGUUUCGUAUGAAGGCGUGGUCCCUGACGAGGUGGACAGCAGCGUGUGCAGAGACCUGGACAUCGUUCACAGUCUGGUGAGCAGGGCGGGUCUACGGAUCGUCCAUGAGGAGCAACAAAUGGACUUCCCGAAGGAGAUCUACCAAGUCCACACCCUGGCUCUCAGAUAGAGGACUGAGGGGGGUCAACGAAGGGGGUGACGUUUGCAGCCGUACUCUGCUGUCUGCCUGUUUCUGCAUCUUGAUGACGCGUACAGGAGGAACUCUUAUAUCUACCCAGAGCUCUGUUUGACAUAUAUAUGACGUCUUAAUGACUGAUAGGUACACGGCGUAUAAAGUGUUCUGACAGCGUGAUCAAAACCAGACUUUCUGACCGACUCCAGCCACCAAAGACAUUGGAUUUCUCCUUCAUUUAGCACAAAAAUCCUCCCUUCAAGUUCUCUCUUUGAGGCCACCAGACUCCUUUUUAAAACAGUUUCUCCUUCUUAAGCUGCUGUCCAUGCACCGCCUUGUUACCUUUGAAAACGCAGCACAAUAGCUUUAAAAAAAAAAAGGCACAAAUUGAGGUCACAAGAGGUCCCUAGAGGUCAGCGACUCAAGAACCUACUUGGUAAAAUCACAGUUUUAUGAAGGGAGUCUGGUGUGUUUGUAGAGAGUGAUGUAACAUCUGUUUCUGAUUAUAAACAUCAUCCUCCUCUUCCUCCUAAAGAUCUCUCUCUGCAGGGAUUUCUCCUCCUUCUAUUGUCAGACUCUUGGAGCCUGUCAGGGACAAAAACAAGAACUGUUAGAGGAAAGAUGGAGACGAUUGAGCUGUGUUUGUUUUUGUCUGCAGGAUAACUUAACACCCAUCAGUCAUUAAGACUCCAAAAUAUGUCAGUAAGGUUUAAACUCACAGGUAACGUUCAGCAACCAUCAGAAGUCUCAUUUUGGCAUCAUGUCGUCACCACACUACACCUGCGGCAUCACUCUGAACGACAGUUUGUUUAUUUAUUCCACACGUGUGAAGUGUGGCGUCCUGUUCUGUAUCUACGUGUGAUCGAUCAUUGGACUGAAGGAACCUGAAAGCAACAAGCCAUUGCCAAGAUGUUUUGCUGAUCAUGGUUUUAAUUCGAGGUGUUUCUGAAAAUAUGUGUACCUGCAGAACCUGAGUCUGAUAUUUUAAAUCUCUGCUGAAUUUCUAAAAUCAUCUCGACUGAAACACUGAAGUUAAAAAGAUGAGUUUUAUAACCUGAUGUGAUUCUUAUGACACAGAUGAUUUUAACUGGUAAACAUGAGACGAGGCGAGAAAUGAUCAAUCAACAAUCUGAUGUCUUUAAAUCAUUGUUUAUUAAUAAUUACAUUUCACUUUAUCAAUCA
Messenger RNA from Notolabrus celidotus (New Zealand spotty), 1860 nucleotides. It is a transcript of the gene ntmt1, whose product is annotated as N-terminal Xaa-Pro-Lys N-methyltransferase 1. Gene Ontology annotation, biological process: N-terminal protein amino acid methylation. NCBI's taxonomy places the organism in Eukaryota, Metazoa, Chordata, Actinopteri, Labriformes, Labridae. Gene Ontology annotation, molecular function: N-terminal protein N-methyltransferase activity. The record is from RefSeq and is a predicted model, not a curated record. Gene Ontology annotation, cellular component: cytoplasm.